GACAACUUGAGCUAAAUACCUACAUCAGUAAUUAAUGAUUUAAUAAAUUUACUCCAGAUAUUAGGAAACGUAAAUAUGAAUAACAGAACGUAGAUCAAUGUUUGUCAUUACAAUUAUAACCUCACAAAGCCGUUAUUUCAUACCUGUGUUAAAUCAUUUUUCAUUUUGAACGCUAAUCACAAAGUGUCAUAGAAGAGUUUCGGAUUCAGAGCAAUAAUUUUUUUGUGUGUAUUUUUUUGUAACAUUUUGAUACGUAAACUUAGCCGUAGUGUUGUUUUGUAAUUUUUAUAUUAGUUUUAUCGAAAAUGUACAAAAUGUGCACGUAUGUUACUUGGUUUUUACUUGUUUGCGGUUGCUUAUCUAUGUAUACGUUUGCUUUGAGCACUGGUCGAGCAUCUGUUAGUGAAAAUUACCCUAUUGCUACAACUACAAUUAGGCCAACAGAAGUUUCCACAAAAUCAAGGUAUGAAAAGGGCUUAGAAGACUAUGAUGAAGCUGUAGCAAGCUCGAGGAAAGCAAGAGGUAUGGUUGAUUACAAUGAUUAUGACCAUGACCAUCACCAUGACAUUAUAGUAGAUCAUCCACCAGAAAUGAUGAAAAUGAAAGAAGAAACCAAACAAGCUUCUGACGUUUGGACAAGUUACUACGAGUUCAUUAUCAAUGAAGGAUCAUUUAAGUUUUGGGCGGCUUUUCAGCUUUUCACUGCUAUCCUGCUUAUUUAUUCAGCCCUUGCCGCAGCUUACUAUGCUAAAUUCAACAUAAUAACAACGGACUACGAUUACUACGAUGAUUUCUUCGGAAGGUCGAACAGUGAUGCACCCAGUAACAAUUUAUGGUCAGGAUUGACGUCGUCCACCGUUCAAAGGAUAUUAGACGCCAUCUCGUCAAAGAAGUAUACAUAAGACUGUAAUUAAGGAGAAGGAACUCUUACAUUUGA
Messenger RNA from Psylliodes chrysocephalus, 937 nucleotides. NCBI's taxonomy places the organism in Eukaryota, Metazoa, Arthropoda, Insecta, Coleoptera, Chrysomelidae. The record is from the annotation of a GenBank genome assembly.